AUGCCAAACCGACCCCAGCUAGAAUUAUGGUACCGAGCUGCACGAGAGAUCAACCAACUGUUACUACGCCACUGCCAUCAUGGAAUCUCGGUUGAGAUCAUUGAAACAGACUUGUUCAAUGGAAAUUAUUGUUCACCCGUUGAGUCCAGCCACUCUAUCUUCCCUAAGUGGAAGAACCUUGCGCAGGAGAUCGUGGCCCAUUAUUCCAACAACAAUGACUGGAUUGGCUUGAACUGUUUUCGGUAUGGAACAAAUCCCCGUCGGAGUUCCAAUCCUGUGACAGUAAUUAUUCGUGUCCGCAAAACAUGCCGAAAUCCGUUCGUUACCGAGGCACGAUAUAUUCACGAUAUCCUUGCAGCAUCCGGCGAGGCAGAAGUUGAUGUCUUGUUCACAAAAGACGCGACCAAGUCCUUUGUACUAAACUCGACCGUUCCGCGUGAGGCUACCACUGGAUCAGUCUACCCCGGCGUGAGCAUCGGUGUAUACAAGACUGGCGGCUAUCACCCCGUGCAUCUGGGAGAUCUGUUCAAUCAGAGAUACGAGAUUGUCGGUAAAUGGUCAUAUGGCCAAUUUUCUACCGUAUGGCUGGCAAAAGACAACCGGCUACAGAGAGAUGUCACGUUAAAAAUCCUCAAAGCUACUGCAUCGGAGAAGAGCAAGGAACUAUCCAUUCUCACUGAAUUGUCACAGCUGUCUAUAUCUCAUCCCGGCAAGGAACAUGUUCUUUCACUUCUUGAUCAUUUCGCACAUAAUGGUCCGAACGGUUCACACCUCUGUCUUGUGUUUCCUUCAAUGCUGUCUGAUGGUGAGGCAAUGACUGCACGUGGUAAGGCUCGAGAUGUAACGUUUGUGCGGACUGUAUCUACACAGAUUAUCCUCGGUUUGGAAUUCCUUCAUGAACUGAAUUUUAUCCACAGUGAUUUGCACCCCGCAAACAUACUUUUCAACACGAACCAGAUCAAGCUCCAGAACGUUCUUAUGCCGCCAGAGUUUAGUCCCGUUCGCUGGCUCCCGGGAAUCGAAGUGGACUCGAGUGCUCUACAAUAUCUGAUGAUCUCCCAGCGACCCUAUGGUAUGCUAGAUGAUACCAAUGCUUCAUGCUUGAUGGUUAAGAUUGGCGAUUUUGGCGGAGCAUGGCCUACAAUAGCAUUCCAAUCGAAUGAUAAGAACUCCCUUCCUAUGACUCCCUUCGGAAUGAGAGCUCCUGAAAUGCUUAACGGGCGAUCGUUGGAUAGUAAAAUUGAUAUCUGGGCACUAGGUUGCUUGAUAUUCCAGCUUGCUACAAAUGAACCACUCUUUCCUUUGAUGACGUUCGGAUGUACUAAUGAGGAAUGUCGCGCAAAUUUAAGCGAUCUCGUCACUCAGGCCACUGGAAAUGGCUAUGUUGGCUUUGCCGCUCACCUCAGGGAAAGGCUGCAAUCUGAUUUUGGUGCAGAAAAUAGAGAAAAAUUUGCCUCCUUUCUCUGA
Penicillium vulpinum is the source of this 1467-nucleotide messenger RNA. RefSeq lists its product as uncharacterized. NCBI's taxonomy places the organism in Eukaryota, Fungi, Ascomycota, Eurotiomycetes, Eurotiales, Aspergillaceae. Gene Ontology annotation, molecular function: protein kinase activity; ATP binding. The transcript is spliced from 6 exons. Bases 1 to 1467 code for a protein of 488 amino acids. The record is from RefSeq and is a predicted model, not a curated record. Gene Ontology annotation, biological process: spliceosomal complex assembly; regulation of mRNA processing; protein phosphorylation.